Messenger RNA from Vanrija pseudolonga, 585 nucleotides. RefSeq lists its product as uncharacterized. NCBI's taxonomy places the organism in Eukaryota, Fungi, Basidiomycota, Tremellomycetes, Trichosporonales, Trichosporonaceae. The transcript has a single exon. The record is from RefSeq and is a predicted model, not a curated record. Bases 1 to 585 code for a protein of 194 amino acids.
AUGCCUACUGCCGCGCUCGCCCGCCCCGCCUCCCUCCACCUCGCGUGCGCCAACCGCGACGAGACCGAGGACCGCGACACCUGGUCUCCUGACUCGUCCAACGCGUCCGAGAGCGACGAGGAGGACAAGGCCGUCGAGGACAAGCUGUCUGCCGACGUUGCCCGCCGCUCGCCAGAGAUUGCCCCCAAGCGUCUCCACCCCCUCAACACACAAGUCCGCUCGGCCACCUUCCCGCCCAAGUCGUCGCCGCUCUCUCCACUAGCUGGCGGUGCCGGCGUCGCUGGCAUGGCCCGCCCUCGCCCCCGUCCCCGCGGCCUCUCGCCCCUGUCGGCCGUCGACGGCGACAUCUGCAGCCCGCCCGCCGGCGUCCGCAGCUCGCUCCACAAGUCGCAGUCGCUCGCCCGCACCCUCUUCAACCGCCCAACGCAGAGCGCCUUUGGCACCGGCCCCACUGGCCUGCCCAAGAAGACGACCAAGCUCAUCGUGCCCACCAAGCCCUUCCGCACGACGUUUGUCCUUGGCCUCGAGCGCGACGAGCUUCAGCGUGGCAAGACUGUUGACGACUCGGUCCUUUCGUUUGACUAG